CGCGAGUAUAUGAAUCAUGACUCGUCCUCAAAGCCAGGAGCGCAGCUGAGUACUAACAGCAUCAACAUCGAGGCGGUAGUAGCAAACUUUGCCUCUCUCCCUCGGAAUUGCACCCAUCAAGCAGGAUGACGCCCCAACCGCUGCGACCCAUCUCAUACCGCAAUGACCCCCUGGGCACAGUCAGCGUUGUUCCACCGACACUCGCCGAGUAUGACUUUCUGCUGACGGGCACCACGAAUGACGAUGGCGACAGGACACACUCCGUGACUGUCGACCCGGUCGCCCUGCAUCUUCCCUGGAGAAGCUCCUUUCCGGCGGCGCGGCAGUGUAAAUACUGGAGCGAAGCCGAGGAUGCGGGCAGGAAGCUGCUGCAACAGCUCAAGCGGAUGGACGGUGCGGCGAUCACGAACAAUGGCCACACAAAUCAAGCAGAGAUGCCACUAUCCAGAAAAGAACAGGAGCGGAUUGUGAAUGCGGCGAGUGCAGCCGGGUAUAUGAACCCGAACUGCACAGCCGAAGCGAUUGAGAUCAUCGCGCAGCUCAACCUCAUCCUCUGGAUCCACGAUGAUAUCCUCGAAUCGUCCGACUCACCGCACGAGGUUGUAAACGUCCAGUGGCCUUGUGAGUGGUGACAGUGCUAACUCGUGCUCAGAGUGCCACAGUCGUCGAAAAAGUGACAGCCAGCUGGGCCGACAUUCUGGCUUCUCCCGACAAAUCCGCCCC
Molecule: messenger RNA, 723 nt
Organism: Aspergillus saccharolyticus JOP 1030-1
Lineage: Eukaryota; Fungi; Ascomycota; Eurotiomycetes; Eurotiales; Aspergillaceae
Exons: 2
Coding region: 126-632 (168 amino acids)
Source: RefSeq, a predicted model, not a curated record